AUGCUCACCCUGGAGCAGCGCCUGAACAGUUUCGUGCGCUGUGCCGCCAAGCAUGGCAACCUGGAGGCGCUGGCCCCCAUCCGCCGCGCCGCCUUCUACAACUUCCUGGACUGCGGCAUCCGCGCCACCAAGCACGCCAGGGGCCCCGCCACCACCGCCCAGCUGGCGGCCAUCUAUUUUGGGAGCAACGCGCGGCGCGUGCUGGAGCUGAAGCGGCGCUGGGACCCCGCCAACCGCCUGGGCAUGUUCUGCGGCUGA
This is a messenger RNA of Chlorella variabilis, 258 nucleotides long. RefSeq lists its product as hypothetical. Gene Ontology annotation, molecular function: flavin adenine dinucleotide binding; oxidoreductase activity. The record is from RefSeq and is a predicted model, not a curated record. The coding region runs from base 1 to 258 and encodes 85 amino acids. NCBI's taxonomy places the organism in Eukaryota, Viridiplantae, Chlorophyta, Trebouxiophyceae, Chlorellales, Chlorellaceae. The transcript has 2 exons.